AUGCAGAAUUUACAGAAGGCUGUAAGCGUGCUUGUCAAGCCGACUUGCCCCUCUAAUUUUCCAUUCUCGUCAGAAAAAACGACUGUACUUCUGCUAGGUUGGGCAGCAGCACGAGAUGAACACCUUUCGAAAUAUUCCAAGAUUUAUGAAAAAGAAGGGUUUACAACAUUGCGGUUUACUAGUCCAUUCACAGGUCAUCGACGGGAUCUUAAAUACUCGAGAGAUGUUUCCGGUGUCGUCGACAAUUUGCGGUCAGUCCUGGGACAAAAUGACACACGUCUAGCCUUACAUUUGUUCAGUAUGAAUGGCGUCUAUACGCUUUGCGCUUUGAUGCUGCAAUAUCCAGAACUGAAUGUGCUUGAAAGAAGCGACGGGAUUGUUUUCGACAGCUGCCCUGUAGUUUUCGACUCAUCCAGUCCGAAGAGUUUCACCCACCUGGCAGACGCCAUAUCAAGGACAGCUCUCAAAAAAGCGUCAAUUGCCACUCGCAUCCAGUUUUUAAUGUGGAGGGUCUACUUUGCAAUCGGGGUUCGCAUGUUUGUUGCGGAACAGUUCGCACGCUCUCUGAUGGGUAUGGAUCUGUCCAACUUCACUCCUUAUCACUUCAUUCGCGACCAUCCCUCAAUGCCUCAGAAUCUAUCAUUUAUUUAUUCCGAUAGGGACUCAAUUUGUCCACCGAGGACAAUCAGCGAUUUCCAUGACCAUAUGGCUAAAACCGGAAGGAACGUGGAUGUUCUACGGUUGACUGACUCAGAUCAUGUGGAACAUUUCAAGAAGUACCCAUUCGAGUAUGUGACCGUCGUUCAGCGAUUUCUGGCCUCAUUGGAGCAGCUUCAUAGGUCAAGUAAUGCUGACGAACCUAGUGGAAUACUGCCACAGAAGCAACGUGCUCAAUUGUAA
Haemonchus placei is the source of this 900-nucleotide messenger RNA. NCBI's taxonomy places the organism in Eukaryota, Metazoa, Nematoda, Chromadorea, Rhabditida, Trichostrongylidae. The record is from the annotation of a GenBank genome assembly.